Acinonyx jubatus (cheetah) is the source of this 5584-nucleotide messenger RNA. RefSeq names its product CKLF like MARVEL transmembrane domain containing 8 (gene CMTM8). Gene Ontology annotation, molecular function: structural constituent of myelin sheath. Gene Ontology annotation, cellular component: membrane. The record is from RefSeq and is a predicted model, not a curated record. The transcript is spliced from 4 exons. Gene Ontology annotation, biological process: myelination. The coding region runs from base 4794 to 5219 and encodes 141 amino acids. NCBI's taxonomy places the organism in Eukaryota, Metazoa, Chordata, Mammalia, Carnivora, Felidae.
CUCUCUCUCUCUGCCCCUCUCCUGUUCACACACUCUCUCUCUCAAAAAUAAAAACAAGACAAAAAACAUGCGUACUUAGUCUGCUAUCCAGGUUAAAACAAAUGCCUAUUUUUAACCUGCUUCUAAGCAAAAACAGAGACCUCAAACCUCUAAUUCAGAUGACAUCUCUCACAAUUUGUAAUAUUUUCUAGUCAUUUAGCGCUGUACUGCUUUCUACCUACAUGUUAGGCAUUAUAAUUUUUGUAUACAGUCAACAGUUUUGUUUUACCCACAACCCACAUGGUUGCCUGGUAUCCUUCCUCAUUGUUUUCUCUUAUAUCUCAGGCCUACCAUCUGCUUUUAUUUUUAUGAAAAUCUCUUUUCUUCCUCAUUCUUGAAAGAUAAUUACACAGAUUAUAGAAUUCUAAGGUGUCCAUUUUGUCUCCAUUCAUUAAAGGUGUUAUUCUUUUGUUUUACUGGUUUCCAUGGCUGCUACUGAAGUUGGCAAGUGAAGAUUUGCCUUUCCUUUUUUAUUUGGCUUCUUUUUCUUUUAAAAUUGUCUUUGCCUUUGUAUACAACAAUCUCAUUAUAUGUCUGAGGAUUUCUUUUUCUUUAUCCAUGUGUUUAAUAGAGCUUCUUGGACCCGAUUAUACAUCUUUCAACAAUAUUGGAAAACUUUCAGCCAUUAUCUCUUGAAAUGUUGGAAAUAUUGUCUUUCUCAUGUUACUUCAUUUUCUUCUAAAACUCUAAUUAAAUAUGUAUUAGAGCCUUAGAUUCUAUCUUCUAUGGCUUUCAAAUUGAUAACUUCCAACUCUGUGUUCCUGGCCUGCAUUUUAUUAAUUAUUAUUAUUAUUAUUUCCUCUAUUUUAAUAAUUAUCUUUUUAGCUGUUUAAUCUAUACAUUCAAAUUUUAAUUUCAAUUUUCUACAUUUCUAGAAACUUUUUAACUUUUCCAGAUCCACUGUGCUCUUUAUAUCCUAACUAGACUUAGACCCAACCCAAAUGAGAGACUGAGUGUGUCUAAAUUGAAAAGGAUAUUUUUUGCUCUCUACCCUUUGCCAAGUCUGAGAUAGCUGUUAUCUUGCUGUUCCCUCUGGACAGUGAGUUAAUUCUUCUCUACCUUCACAUUGAAAGGAUGUCCUUUAAGAUUCCAGCUUUACGUAGGGUGGGGGUGGGAGGUUGUUUCCUGUUAAAAUUUUCACCUUGUGUGGGCCCUUGGCUUUAAUCAUCUUCUGCCAUCUUGCACCAAGGUGGAAGCUCUGCAAAGGGUUUGGAUGGCAGUUUCUUAAAGAAAAUAUACAGAGAAAAUAUACCAGUAGGCACGUGAAAAGAUGCACUUUCUGCUCAGUCUUUGGGGAAAUGCAGAUCCAAAGCACAGUGAGAUAUCUCUUCACACUCCGUAAGAUGGCUUUAAUUAAAAAGACAAUAAUAAGGCCCGGUGAGGAUGUGGAGGAAUUGGAACCCACAGGCACUGCUGUUAGGAUUGAUAAAUGGUCUCUGUGCUGACAGCUCAGAGCCUGGAGCCUGCUUCGGAUUCUGUAUCUCCCUCUCUCUUUACCGCUUCCCCGCUCGAGCUCUGUCUCUUUCUGCCUCUCAAAAAUAAAGAAACUUAAUAAAAAAAAUUUAAAAAAAAAAGGACUGAUAAAUGGUGUGGCUACUUUGGAAAAAAAAAUUGGCAACUCUUCAAAAGGAAAAACAGAGUUAUUAUAUGACCCAACAAUUCCAUUUCUAGGCAUAUACUCAAAAUAAUCUAAUAAAACAAGCUUCCAUAGAAAAAAUUGAACAUGAAUGUUUACAACAACUUUAAUCACAAUAGCCAAAAGGUGGAAACAACCCUCAUGUCCAUCAGCUGAUGAACACUACCUGAUAAAUAAAACCUAAUAUAUUCAUAGAGUAGAUUAUAAGUUUAGUAAUAAAAAGGAAUGAAGUAUUGAUACAUGCUACAGCAUAGAUGACCUUUGAAAACAUUAUGCUGAGUGACAGAAGCCAGACACAGAAGGCCACAUGUUGUAGGAUUCCAUGUAUGUGAAGUGUCUAGUGUAGAUAACUCCAUAGAAGUAGAAAGUAGGUGAAUGCUAACAGGGCCCGGCUUUGGAGGGGCGAGGGAGGGAAUGAUUGAGAGAGUGACUGCUAAUGGGUAUGGAGUUUCUUUUGGGGAUGAUGAAAUGUGCUGAUCUUAGAUACUGGUGAUGGUUGCCUGGCUUGGUGAGUAUACUAAAACCCACUGAACUGUACAUUUUGAACAGGUGAGUUUUAUGGUAUAUAAAUUAGAUCUCAAAAAAGCUGUUAAAAAAAAAAAAGAUGGAAGCUCAAGGUCCCCAUGAGGUUCAACAAACUGUCAGCAUGAAAACUCUCUUUGGCAUUCAACUGUUCCCCGGGAUUCCCAUUUCAUUUCAUUUUUGGCCUCUUACGGUUCUUUCUUUUCAUGCCAGCUCAGCAACAUGUUUAAAAAUAUUUAAUGUUUUAUCUAUACUUGUUUCAUUUGGGAGGAUAACCAGCCUGUCAUAUCACUAGAAAUUGAAGGCAGAAUCCUUUAAUUUAAAAUUCUUUUUAGUAAAGACAUUGAACACCAUUUAUUUUUUUAUAUUUUGGCGGGGGAGGGGCAGAGGGAGACGGAGGGAGAGAAUCUUAAACAGGCUCCACACUGAGCACGGAACCCGUCUUGGGGCUCAAUCUCACAACCCUGAGAUCAUGACCUGAGCCAAAAUCAAAAGUUGGCAGCUUAACUGACUGAGCCACCCAGGCAUCCCAUAAUUUUUUAAUUUUAAAAAAGUUAAAGUUGCUAAGGAAAUUGUAAGAACAGUACAAUGAAUUUCCUCCUCCGUUCACUGUGAUCUCUCAAAUGUAAAUAUACUACUUCAUCCUCCCUCACUGUCUAUUUAAUAUUUUUGUGGAACCAUUUCAGAGUAGGUUGCAGAAUUCAUGACCGCAGAUACCCCAGAUUUUUUGGCUUGUGUCUCCCAAGGACAAGAAUAUUUACCUAUGGAACCAUAGUAUAACUGUCAAGUUCAACAAAUGUACCCUUGAUACUAAGACAGUUCAUACUUCAGUUUUACCAUUUGUCCCAAUAAUGCCCUUUAUAUUUAUUCACUUUUUCCCUAUCCAAGAUAUAUUCCAGGAUCAUGCAUUGCAUUUAGUGUCAUGUCUCUUUAGUGUCUUUUAACCUAGAACAGUUCCUCAGUCUUCCUAUCUUUCAUGACUUUGACGCUUUUGAAGAAUCCAGGGGAGUUGUUUUGUGGAAUGCUCCUUGAAGUGGGCCUGUCUGACGUUCCCACAUGAGUAGAUUCAGGGUACAUUGUCAGGAAUACCACUGUAGUGAUAUGUGCCCUUCCUGGUGCAGUGUAUCAUGAGGCACGGGUCACUGCGGAGUCUCCUGAUAUUGUGGAGUCUCAUCAUUAGUAAAUCUAAUCUCUAACCUGAAGCCUUUUCUUAAUGCUAAACAUGGCGUAUUUCUGAGCAGAAAUGGCAGAAUUUAGAGUCAAACAGAUCAAGCUUUCAGUCUUGGCCUAGCAGCUAUUAGUUCUGUGAUCAUAAACAAAAUACAUGACAUUUUGAAGCCAUCUGUAAAACAUGUCAAAUAGUACCUACUUCUUGAGACUAUUGAAAAAUUAAAUUCAAAUUCAUGUAAGUUGUUUAGCAUAGUGACUGGCACAGGAAGAACUCAUAACUGUUGUUUGGGGGGAACUGAUGUUACCCAGGUGUGAUAGGGGACUCCCUUUCCCUCAAGGGCAUUGGUGAAACUACUCAGAAUCUCAGUAAAGGAGCCUGAAGGCCUCCCAUAGGCUUCCCUAAUUCACAAAGAGCCAGUGUGCUCUUCGUCUUCUCUGCCUUCUCACCCACAUCCCCUGACCCUGGCUAUUCCCAUUUUCAGCGUCCAUAGGAAGCCCGCUUGCUUGAGUGUUGGGCUAGUUUCAGGCAUUGACCAGCGAUGGACAAGAGGCUCUUGGCAAAUGCAAGUGGACCUCCCACUCCGUUCCCCUCUCCCUCUUGUUUUGUCACCUUCCCUCCUGGAUUACUCAUCCUCCUUACCUCCAAAUCCUUCUCCCUCUAUUAUGCAGGGAAACUCUCCAGUUUCUACCUCUAAAUUUGUGUGUCUCUCCCAGUGGGAACACCACAGAACAAAGGCUCUUCUCCCAACUGGACACCAGCCCCCUAGGGGGCAGAUGGUGUCAUGAGUAGGAACCUCUUUUCCUGGAACGUGAUCUUAUUUUAGUCUGUUCAUUGUGCUGCUUCUGCAACAGUAACUCCAUGGUAUUUGUCUUAUCUUUAAAUCAGCUUGUGAGGACAGUGCACAGUUUGAACCUGUAUGGUGAGUACCUUCAAGGAGACGCUGCCCUGCUGGAAAUUAGAGCAAUCAAUUGCCUGUGGCUAGCCUUGGACGCCAUGGACGUCUGCAUAGGCAUUUAAGCCUGAAUUCCAGGGGAAGAUGGGCUCAGCUGAAGUUGUAUCACACAGGAGUUUACUUUGUAGAAGUGAGUGUGAGCGAGGGCCCUGCAGAGUGAUGAUGCCACCUAGUUUAUUUCCUUAUAACCUGUCUCAUCGAUGGGUCCCACAAAAUGAGCAUUGGAUGUUGCAUCUUCCGUGUCUUAUGCCACCACCCACUCCUUCUCCAGGGAGUGGUUUGUCUGGGUGAACUUGUUUGGUGAGGCUACCAGACCUUCCGUAUGAAACUGAGGGAUGUCUUUUUCACCUUUGAUAUUUUUUGCAUCAGUGGGUGAUAUUUGCAUGGUACUGUUGUCCAUCCCUAUCUCAUGAGAAAUUCCUUAAUCUUAAAAAGGAGGGGGAAGCAAGAGAAAGAAAGGGGCAGUGUUCAGCAUGGUAAAGGCCACUGGUAUCCCAGGAGGCUGUGCAGUGGGUGACGGGCAGGUUCUGGGACUGCUGGUAUGGACACUUAUCGCCGGAACCGAGUACUUCCGGGUCCCCGCUUUUGGCUGGGUCAUGUUUGUAGCCGUGUUUUACUGGGUCCUCACCGUCUUCUUCCUCAUCAUCUACAUAACAAUGACCUACACCAGGAUCCCGCAGGUGCCCUGGACAACAGUGGGUCUGUGCUUUAAUGGCAGUGCCUUCGUCUUAUACCUCUCGGCCGCUGUGGUGGAUGCCUCUUCUGUCUCCCCGGAGAGGGACAGCCACAACUUCAACAGUUGGGCAGCCUCAUCGUUCUUCGCCUUUCUGGUCACCAUCUGCUAUGCUGGGAACACAUACUUCAGUUUUAUAGCUUGGAGAUCCAGGACCAUACAGUGAUUGGCCAUUUUGAGAAUUAAAAGGGAGGGAGAAAACACGAAGAAUCUCCUUGUAAAAACGAAAACAAAAAACCCGACAAACCGUAGGUAUGAUGUAUAUUUCCAGAGAAUUGUAUUUGACUAAUGUUUUUAUAUACCUAGUUAAAUUUGCUCGCGGCAGUUUGUUACAAUUAAACUGGAUACUUAUCUGCAGUUUGCUGUAGCUUGUAAUGAACUCUUCAAUAUCUUGCGGAUGUCUUCACAGACCUUAUUUUCUUAGACAAUGUAUAAAUAGAUAAAUUGCUAAUAUCAAGACUGUGUCAAGUUUAUCAACCUAACUUUUCAAAUGCCAGACUCUUUUCUGAUUAAAUGUUUCAAAAUCCCCGG